Molecule: messenger RNA, 4775 nt
Organism: Paramecium sonneborni
Lineage: Eukaryota; Ciliophora; Oligohymenophorea; Peniculida; Parameciidae
Source: the annotation of a GenBank genome assembly
AUGAUAAAAAAUUCUGACUUAGAAGGAGAUUUAAUGAUUGUUAACAUCAUGCCAUUGAGAAUUGUAAGAAGUAGAAAAAUAAUUGGAAGUAUACUGUCUUUAUUAACUCUUUUUAUAUUCUCUUUAAUGUACUAUUUUAAAACUUAAAAUUUUAAGAUGUCGUUGGUUUAUAAAUUUAAAGUUACUUUUUUAUUAUAAGGAAGAGAAGGAAAUAUUGUAUGCCACCCAUUUAUUCAUAAUAAAUUUACAUGGAGAGAAAGAAAUACAAAAAGUUAAAAGGAAUAAAAUUUCGAAUUGCAUUUAUUUUAAAUAUAGACAUAUAGAAUAUUAUUUUGAAGAAAACAAAUUUCAUCCAUUAGAUACAGGAUAUGUUGAUAAAGAUUUCUUAUUAAAAAAUGUGAAUCCUUUAAGUGAAAGACAAGUAUUUGAGUUGAAUAAGACAUUUGGAAACUGUGAAGUUAUAGUUCCCAUUCCUAGUAUAACUUCUUUUUUUUAAAAUGAACUUACAUCCCCUCUUUAUUUCACUUAAUAUACUUCAUUAACAGUAUUUAUGUUGGAAGGAUUUUAUUAAUUAGCAAUUUUAUAACCUAUUAUAGCAUUAUUGACAUCAUUAAUAAAUUAUCUUAUACUAAGAAGGGCUAUGUAGUAAUUAAAGAAAAAAGCAGAAAACCAUCAGUAAAUUACAGUAUUUCGAUAAAAUAUAUCUGGUAAAGAGGAAUGUAUAACAGUGAAUUCGAUUGAAUUAGUUCCAGGAGAUAUAGUUUAAAUUUUUUGUAAUUAAAUAUUACCAUGUGAUUGUUUAAUAUUGACAGGUGAUGUAUUGGUUGAUGAAUAAUCAUUAACAGGAGAGUCUAUUCCUGUUUAAAAAGAGUAAAUAAAAUAAGAUUUUUUGAGUAAUUUUAAUUAUUAAACUUACAAAAAAUCAAUAUUGUUUGAUGGAACUAAAGUCUUAGAUGUAAAAAACACUGUAAAAGUAUUAGUUUUAAGAACUGGAUAUUUAUCUUAUAAAGGAUAGAUAUUUAGAAAUGCAUUAUACCCAAAACCACCAAAAAUAAUGUUUUUUAUAGACGCAGUAAAAUUUCUUGUUAUAAUUGCUGUUUUGAUUAUAGGAUUGUAUUUUGGAUUACUUUGGAAAAUGAUAUUAUUAGAUUAUGAUCCAACCUUAAUUGCAUUAAGAUUAGGUGAUGCAAUAGUUUGGAUUCUCCCUCCAAAUUUAGUAACUGUUGUAAAUCUUACAAUGACAGCUACUUUAAGUAGAUUAAAAUUAAACAAUAUCUUAGGAACUUAACCAGAUAAAACAUUAGAAGCAUCAUAAACAGAAAUCAUUUGUUUUGAUAAAACAGGUACUUUAACAACAAAUAAGAUUAAAGUAAAAUAUGUAUUUGAUGAAAAGAAUAAUAAAAUCUAAUCAAUUUCAGAUAAAAAAUUGUUGUAAUCUUUAAUGUCUUGCUGUCAUUAAUGCUACUUAUUAGAUAAUUAAUUAAUAGGUGAUACAUUAGAUAUAGCCAUGAUAUAUUAUUCAAAUCUAAAUAUUCAUUAAGAUAAUGAUUAUAAAUUUAAAGUCAUAAUUAAUGGAAAUGGUUCAGAUUAGAGAAGUAAAGAGAUAACUUUUAGAAUUAUAAAAAUCUUUGAGUUUUCUAGUGAUCUCUAAAGAAUGGGUGUAAUAGCAAUGAGUGAUUAAAUUAUAAGAGAGGAUUAAUAGAUUUAAUUAACAGAUUAAGAAGAUAUAAUAAUUUAAAACUAAUAUUAUUAUUUUAGUAAAGGAUCAGCUGAAAAGAUUUCCUCAUUAUGUAUUUCUGUACCUGAAGGAUUUAAAGAUAUGAUAACUUAAGAAUCACUUAAAGGUAUGAGAAUAAUUAGUACUGGAUAUAAAAGAAUAGAGUUAUAGGAUAUUGUUAAAUCAUAAAUUGAAUUGGAAUAACGUCUAAAAUAUUUGGGAUCAAUUAUUUUUGAAAAUGAAUUAAAAUUAAAUACAAAAUAAACUAUUGAUGAAUUAAAAAAAGCAUAGUUAAAAUUAAAAAUAUUAAGUGGAGAUCAUAUUUUGAGUUGCAUAAAUUGUGGUAUCGAAAGUGGUAUAAUAGAAUUUCAAAAGUUUACAAUUUUAAUAGAUUUUGAUAUAGAUUAGAAUGAUUUAAUAUUAGAAGAGUUGAGUCAUUACUAAAUAGAAGAAUUGGAAGGUAAAAGUAUUAAUUAAUCAUCUUAUGAAUUAUUAUAAUCUCUGUUACCAAGUUCAUUAUAUGUAAAUUCAAUUUAUGAGUCAAAAACUAAUUAGAAUUAUUAAUGGGCAAUGAGUGGUUAAGCUUUUGAAUAUCUUAGAAAUAAAAAGAUAAUAUAUGAACUAAUUUAAUCAUGUUAAAUCUUUGGAAGAAUGAGUCCCACUUAAAAGAGUGAAGUAAUAAAGAUAUUAUAAGAAUAAAAACUUCAUGUUUGCAUGAUAGGAGAUGGUUCCAAUGAUUGUCAUGCUUUAAAAUAAUCUAAUAUUGGAAUAUCAUUUUAAUAAUGUGAUGCAGCUUUAACAGCCUCUUUUGUUAAUACUAAUGAUAGCAUAGAUUGUAUACGUGAAGUAUUGUUAUAAAGCAAAGCAACUUCAUGUAAUGUUAUGGAAAUAUUCAAAUAUUAUAUGAUAAUCAAUGUAAGUAAAUAUGUUUCUGCAUAAUUAAUGAUGUAUCAAAUGUAGAAUUUCAAUAAUGAAGAAUUACUGUAUCUAAAUUAUUUGAGUAAUAUUCCUAUAGUUGCUAUGUAAACCUUAACUCCUCCUUCAAGUAAAUUGACUAAAGAUAAAAUUAAUACUUCUAUGAUUAGUUUAUCAAAUUUUAUUCCUAUUUUGAUAAUUCUAAUCUUCAGUGGUUUGAAUAUGUUGGGAAGUUAUUUAAUUCUAUAUUAUUAAGAAUGGUAUUUACCAUAUGAUAAAAAUGAGAAUGAUUCAAGAUACUUCUUUUAAGGAGAUAUGAACACUUAAUAAUUCAUUAACAUGAAUAUUUAUUUUUUAUUAUCUUUUUAUUCCAUCAAUACUUAUGCACCAUUUAAGAUACCUUUUUGGAAACAAUAUCAUUUAAAUAUUCCAAUUUUAUUGUUUUUAAUCUUGGCAAUCCUUAUAUAAUUUGUUUCUAUAGAAUUUAUUGAUCAAUUUUUAGGAUUAACUGAAAUAAAAUUGAAUGGAUAAUAUUAACUUAAUCAAUACUAUUUCAACAUUACAUUCUCUAUUGUAGUAAUAUUCAUAGGAAGAUUAGCAUGGAUUAAAUAAUAUAUAUUUUAAUAAUGAUUAUAAAUAAAACUUAAUCUAACUUGAAUAAUAUCAAUUUCAAUGAUAUUAUAAUUCCAAUAAAGUCUUAGCAUCCUUCAAGAAGGGUAUAAGUUUUGGAAAAUGGCAAAGCGAUACAAUUAUUACAAAGCUAUCAAAAAAUCCCACAAAUAAUAACAGAAUUUCAUUCUCCAAUAAUAGUGAAUAGUAUAAAAUUAAGAAAGGAUUCAAAUUAUUCAUUUUAAUAAACAUAAUAAUUGAAUGAGAAGGAAAGCAAAUCUAUGAAAAUGGAUUCUGAAAAUGUGACCAGCAAAUUUAAAUAAAUAAAUCCUUAAAGUAGUUUACCAUAGAUUCCUUUAUCAACAAUGAACACUUAAACUAAAUUAAAUGAUUUAACACGAAGUAACAAUAUGGUUUAAUCACCUAAAAAUAGUGAUACAAAAAGAUCGUUAGUGAGAUCAUAAUUUAAAACGAACAGCAACAAUCAAAAACAAAAUAUAAUAAACAAUUCAACAACUACAGGAAGCAGCAAAGAUUCAAGUUGUAAUUAGAGUAAUUAAUAAUAUUAAAUAUGUGCUAAAAAUAUAAUAUACUCAUAUUGUGGAAAACCAAGAAAAAGAAAAGUGAAUGUUUCAGCUAAAAGUUUCAUAGUUUAUGAUUGCAUAGAGAAUAGAAUAGUUUCAUAGAGAAAAAGUAAUAAGAGAAUGGAAAUUGCUAGUUUAACCAAAAUUAUGACAUUCUACAUAACAAUGGUUAUCUUAGAACAACUAAAUCUCAAUUUCAAAGAUAUUAGAGUUAAAGUAACUAAAAAAGCUUCAGAGACAAUAGGUACAACAGCUGAAUUAAAAUAUAAUGAUAUCUUAACAAUUUAAGAUCUUCUGUAUGGAUUAAUGUUACCAUCAGGAAAUGAUGCUGCUACACUUAUAGCUUAAGCAAUUGGAACAAUAAUGUAAAUACUAAACUAUAAAAUUAGAUUAUUUAAUGAAGCAGAUAAAUAUUUAGAUUGUACACUAUUAGAUAUUGAACAAAUGAGUGCUGAAGGUUAUUAUUACAAUGUAUAAUUGAAGACUCAUUAAUGUCCUAUUGAAAUUUUUAUAAACAAGAUGAAUCAUUAUUCUAAUCUGAUUGGAUAAUAAAAUACUCAAUUUGCAUGUGUACAUGGAUUAGCUAAUGAAGACAAUGUAUAUGUUUUACUUACAGUAGUAUUCUAGUUGUUAUGAUAUAGUAUUAUUAUCAUAGGAAUGCUUAAGAUAUGAUAUAUUUCAUUAAGUUAUUUCUUGUAAAGAAUACAUUUCGAAAUCAAUCAAUAAUAGCAAAUAUUAUGAAUGGAAAAAUACAAAUAAAUUAUUAGAAAAAGGUUUUUUUGGAAUAAAAACAGGAGUAACUGAUUCUGCUGGACCUUGUUUAGCUAGUGCUUAUAGAUCAAAUGAAAUGGAAUAUUAUAUAAUCAUUGUGUUGAGUUGUAAAAAUUUAUAACUGAGAUUUGAUGAAACUAUUUCAUUGUUAUAACAUGCAAAAUACAAAAAGUCUUUGA